AUGUCUCAUGGAUAUGAGCUCAAACAAUAUGCGCAUCAAUCCCGAGCGCAACGCAUGGCAUGGCGUAUGGGUAAUCGCGAACCUAAAUGCACAGCUGCUUCUCAGCUGCCCUUGAACAUGACGCGUGCCCUCUCCUCGACCAAGUCGACCUGGCCCGUCGCGUUCUCGAGUUGCUACCGUCGCCCUAAAGUACUACAUCUAUCCACGUCUCGCAUCCGUCGCGGACAACUUGAACGCACCGAUCGAAAAUCUUGCCAUUGUGGCCACGUCUUGGUCGUGUACAAGAUCAGUCCUGCUACCUGUCCGAACGGAAACCGCAAGCUAGCUAGUUCGAUCACGGCGGGUACGACGAACGAUCCGGUGAACCACACCGAGGGCAUCUCUGGCAACUUGACAGACGAGGAGCCUGGGAACGAGGAGAAGGACUCUGACUCAAAAUCCGAGCGCGAUGAUUCCUUUCAGGCAACCCAUAUACUUAAGCUAGCGGUCAGCUGCACGCGCAUUUGCCCCGCUUGGUAUCAUGCUGCACGGCGAGUUCUGCCAGAGCGGGGGAUCACCUGUCGAACCCGAGAGGCCCUGCAAGACCAUGCGCAUACACUGAUACCCCAUCGGAAUGCGCCAUAUCGCAAAUAUUUCGAGACAUUGUCGAUAUACGACAAUGACAGCAAGCCGUUCGCGCACGUUUGGCCUAUGCUCAUGCCUGGAUCGAUGCUACCGGGACUGCGCUGCGUAACUCUCGAGGGCCUUGACUGGUCAACCAAGCCACCACACGAUAGCUUCUUCAUCUACCUGUCUUCUUACACCAGUGUCUCGGGUCUAGAGAUGUCCGACUGCAGGUUUCGCAGUCUGCCGGAGCUUCGCAGGGUGAUCAAUGCCCUUCCCAACCUUACGUCGCUGCAUCUCAACAACGUAACACUGCAUCACUUCCUCAGACCGGGAUCGGUCGCCGACUACAUCGCUCUCCGAGCCCGUUCACACGAGCUCGAGUCUAUCAGUCUCCUGGGCGAUUCCACACCAGAGCGUUCUGACGUGUCCUCGGACUACCAAGGAACAACGGCCCUCGGUUCUCAAGCUCUGCUGCAUAUGGUAGCAGCGAACUUCUCAUCCACUGUCACCAGCCUUGUUCUUGACUUGCGAAUCUGUACUUCGCUCUCAGCUCUUCGGCAAUGCCUAGUGCACUUUUGUCGCCUGACCUCAUUCCAAGCAUUGUACCAAUUUUCCUCGAGCCCUAUGAUCACACUCGAGGAGACGGUUCCGGCGCGUACGGAGACGUAUAUACACCCAUGGUCAACGCUUACCCUUAUGGCCGUCCCCGAUCAAUCCGCACUGCAGCUUCUGCAGCUGCUCAUUACCCCUGAAUCAUGCAGCAAACUGGAGGGAUUUGAAAUGGGUUUUACAGGCCGGCCAUCUGCCACACUUCUGUCACGUACUAGCCGUGUGCUCCAUGCAUCCGGACAUCAGCUCAGAAAUUUCUCAUGGCGAUGUUCAGUGGACCCAGAUCUCGACGUCACUCCGUCACUCGCAGGGAAUAUGUCUCUGCAAUACUUAACAAUAGAACUUUUGGACAUUGCCCCAUCGCCACAGAAGAUACACAGUGCUCUCAUCGCCGUGCUAUCAGACAUCGUCAGCGUGGACCUGCAGCAAGUGUCGAUUUGGUUCACUCUAGCUCACCUCGAGGUGCUUCCCCAGAAUCAUGGACGGACGCCCACAGUACUACAUCCUGCCGAGUCGUAUUUGACAUCAGAAAAUUGCAGGACAAUCCCACCACGGUAGCCACUAUCAAAGCUCACAUGGUCACUCUGUUUACGCCGUGGUUGGAUCGCGGAAUAGUGGAGUUGAAGUUCUAUUCGGGGCACAGUUUGGAGAGUAUUCCGUGUGUUCCCACGUAGGACACACCGAGUGACUCCAAAGUCAAGGAUGUCGAAGAAAACAAUCCCAUAGGAACGAAGCAGUAGAACGAAGCUCAGGAGGGUGCGGAGGGAGACGCGGACGGACGUCGUUGAUGAUUGCGCAGGACAGCUGCACGAUGUUGUACGAUCCACGGU
Molecule: messenger RNA, 2045 nt
Organism: Rhodofomes roseus
Lineage: Eukaryota; Fungi; Basidiomycota; Agaricomycetes; Polyporales; Fomitopsidaceae
Exons: 8
Coding region: 1-1773 (590 amino acids)
Source: RefSeq, a predicted model, not a curated record